Messenger RNA from Toxoplasma gondii ME49, 4163 nucleotides. RefSeq lists its product as hypothetical. Lineage: Eukaryota; Apicomplexa; Conoidasida; Eucoccidiorida; Sarcocystidae. The record is from RefSeq and is a predicted model, not a curated record. The coding region runs from base 1225 to 2751 and encodes 508 amino acids. The transcript has a single exon.
AGAACAUCGCCGCUGCGUGUCUUCUAGUCGUUUGACGGCUUUGGUUUGGAUGCCCUAGGUAGGUUCGAAGGUUCGAACGCCGAUUCCAAGUUCCGACCAGAGCCUACCAGCUAGAUCGAUAGCGGGAAAGCCGUGGCGGGAAGAAACGCGAGCGGAGACGUGAAAGGAAGACCAAGGGGUUAGUUUGCGUGGUUUGCACUCUUCGUCUCGUCUGACGGAAAGGAACACAGUUUGUCCGCAGAAAACCCGUUCCAUUUCUCGUGACCGAAUUUUCUCAAGUGCGCUUACAGCAGACAUGGGCGAGAAAGAGCUAUUUUGAAACACGAAGCGUUUCAUUCCUCACGAACAGGGAAUGGCAACGGGUGCAUUACCUUUCCAUGAUCCUCGGGAAGCUGGCCAGAGGUCAGGCGUGGUGUUCACCAGGAGCACCGAUGUGAGCCCCUUUUUCUUUCUCAAGACACCAGCCAGGCGGCCUCUCAGACCCAGUUGACGCUUUUUUUAGUCAGCAUGUGUGUUCUGCCGUGUUGAAGAAGUGCUGUGGUCUCUGUUCUCUCGGGGGAAUGUCUACACAUCCUUGUCGCUGAGAACGUCCUAGUUUUUCGCUUUCAUCGCCUCUCGGUCACAGCGGCCCUUUUCGAUCGAAGGCUUCUCUCCCCGUCAACAACACAUGCAGAUCCUCGUCAAGCAACUGUGGCCCAGUGGCCUCUGACUUUGCCCCCAACUUCACUAGCAGUGUGUUUCGCCAGUGGAGUUGUUUUUUCUGACCUGACCGUAAAAUACUCACUCUAGAUGGCGACCUGACUAAAUCGUGGUGGGUGACGCGGCAGUUCGGCAUCAAAACAAGCGCAUGAAGCAACGGCUGCGGCCGUGGUAUUUUCACUACGUUUAUCCACUCCCUUCUUUAAUGAACAACUGAGACUCGUUCAUGUUGGUCUGCGGUGCCAAAACGAAUUACGAAGAAGCCUUGCUUCCAUCGCCUCCUUCCCUCUUCCUUGGGUUGAAUUCCUCCUGCUUCUCUCUCUACUCAGUAUCCGCCGGGUCUCGCGCUCUUUCACAGUUUUUUCUGUUUCUGGUGGAGUGUUGAAACUGAACGUUUUGCAGAAGUGACGCUGUUGUCUCCAUCCUUUCCUCGUUACCCGCUUCUGCCCGUCCUGCCUACAACAUUUUCCGUUUACCAUUUCCCCUAAAAUCACCUGUUGCCAAUGGUUCUACGUAUUUUGAAUCAUGGACAGACAGAAGUGCCGAUCUUUGCUGCGAUGGGAGGGUGACGCGCAGAGGGUACCUACUUCGCGUCUCCGCGCUUUGCGGCUCCACCGGGUUUCUCUGCUUUUCCUUUUGUCGCUGCUUUCCCUAGACAGUCUCUCUGUGUUUCUGGCGGCGUCGCUACCCUACCACUCCGCAUCUGAGUUUCUGAACAUGUCAAGGGAACAAAGGGAACGGCACUUGCCUCUCUUUCGCGACACGGAUUCUCCCGGCUCGCAGCACAGUGAUGUGUUUGGAGCCGCGGGUUUCACGUCAGACAGCGAAAUGGAGAGAGACAAGGAAACCGGGAUGGAGCGAAGAGAACAGGAGCUCGAUGCCGAGAGGCAAAGCGGCAGCACUGCUUUGUUUGGUAACUCGUUCCACCCGGAAACAGUAGAACUCAGCCCUUCUACGGAAACCCCAUGGGAUGAAGCCGAUUUAAGCGGAGCUGCACCGAUCGCACUUCUGCAAGAGAAGGCUUGGAUCACCAAGGACUACCUGCAGAAAGAAUUCAUGAGGAAGGUAGCUGCUCAAGCUCGUGCGCGAGGAGAGAGGGAGGAAAAGCAGAGCGACGAACACGCCUCCCACUCAGGCCGUGAAGAGGAAGACAUCGACGCAGCACAGGCCACCGGAGAGGAUGCAGAACUGGCAAUUUUCGAAGGAAGGGGACGUCGCACAUGGCGGAGCAUUUUUGACACUUCUGAGUCGAAGGAGCUAGAAAAGACCCGACACCGAGAAGCGCCAAGGAAAGAGCAGGAAGCAAUUCGCGGUGUUCCGAAGAAAGCCAGCACCACAAAAGGGGAUCCAACACAAAAAAGCGGGUCCCUAGACCUCGAAGCGUCACAGAAUCCAGGUUCUGCUUCGGAGGCACCACCCCAGCCGCCUCUGCCUCCAGUGUCGUUCUUAGAGUACCAUCCUCGUCCAUCCGUCGUCAACGCGUCCGUAGGUCCCGACCGCAGACACGUAAGGACUGUGCGUGAACACGGGGUUUCAUCGUCACCCUCGGCGUCACGGCCCUUAAAAUUGAGCCUUUCUUCCCCUGCUUCCCACUCCUCUUUUCUCUCAUCGUCCUCUUCGCCGGCCACGACAUCGUCGUCUCCCGGGCGGUUUGCUGUCCUGGCCUCUCACCAAGAUCUGUCUUCUGGAAAAUCCUCCGCCUCUCUCCGGACGCUUUCUGCCCCUGGGGAAGCCUCUGCAGUGUCUCACCUGCAAACGAAAAUGCAGUUCGUCGAGCAAGUCCUGGCAACAGCUCUCAGCGGCGGCGCCUCAGCUCUUGCUCAGGGUGGCGGGUUACCUGCGAGUGGCGGGGUGCCGAUGCAGCAGGUGACCAUGGCGGGGAUGAGGCCAACUGUGAUGGCUCCGGCAGACUACGGUGUUGUGGUGCAGAGUCAGGAGAUGGGGAGUGUUGAAAUUGCGUUGAUCGUCAUGGGGUGUUUUCUCGGGGUAGGCUUGAUCGCUGGAGCGAUCUACUUCAUUCUAUCUGGAGGAAGAAGGCGCCGCCGACGGUAAGAGGCGAGAGCAGGCGGGAUGCGUCCUGAAACUCCCGACGACCAAACAUCCGAUGCCAUUUGUUUUCGGAGCACGGGAAUGCAGAGGGAAAAGGGGGCAAAAGCAAGCCGGAGGCGACGCAUGGAAAGAAAGUGUUUCGCGCGACAGCCGCAGAUCGCGUGUUUGGACCACGCUGGCUCCGGAACUACAUACCUCGCGUUUAUGUGCACCAAACGAUCGGCCUAGCAAGGGGCCGAUGCAACGGCGAUGCCGGAGGGCAGAAAGCUGUGCGUAGUAGAACCCGUGCUACAGCAAUAUAAGCUGGCGAAAAGAGAGGCCACUGAGAUAGCGCACCUGGCGCUUGACUCAGCAGAAUGCGCCUCCUGAAAAAAAGACACAAAACUCUGGGAGGAGAUGCACACAGACUCGCAGGCGGGGUGUGUUGGCCGGCGGUGGGAGGGGGACGGUCUUCACACAGAAGGGGACCGCUAAAGACGGCAAAAAUCGACCGAUUUAAGUAAAAUAACGCACAUGGCAAAAACAACUGUACGCCAUGACAUGUUUCCCUGUUUCGUGAAGGGGUCUAUUCUGCCUUGCACGUACCAGUGCACUGUCUUAUGAGCGAGCUGUCAGCCAGUCUUGAUCUAUCAAGUUUUGUCGUCCGCCGUCGAUAGUUUAAUAUUGUGCUUCCUGGAAAUAAAUGAGAUGAAAAACCCACACAACAGACGGCACAUGCUCACUUCCGAUUUGCUCGGCAUUCACCUUUUGAAUCGACGCCGAUGGUAGUACAGAGACAGAUGGCAAAACGUUUCUGUCAUGAGCCAAAUUAAGCCGUUGAUGUCUUCUAAUCUGUUAGAUUACCGUGUGCCUUCGCGUCUUCGGUCCAUCAUUUCUUGGCCCUCUUCUCGUUUAUGUGCUCUCCGAAGCAUCCUCUCCCGUGGGAAGCAAUUCACCCCUCGGUCCUCCUUAGUUCGGGUGAACGAAACAUCCCGACUGAGAAAGGAUGAUCGACGGAAGUAGUUAUAAUGGCAGCAAGCCCUUAAGGGUGUUGAUUCGUCAAUAUGCAUCUAGAUUUAUUCACUUCUGAGGUCCCCUGAUAGAUGGUGCGAUGAACCCUUCUUUGAAGCUGCCAUUCCUUAGAGGCUUGUCAUAGAGCAAGCUCGAGGCAUGCUUCCGAUAAAAUUGGCCAACAGUUCUGCGUCCAGAGGCGUUCAUCGACGGAAGAAACUGGAAACUAAUUUUCUGUUUGCUCGUCAAAAGAAAAAGAACGAGACCAAGUAUGGUAUGGGGUCUCUCUGCACUCCACCUACUGUGUAUGUUUUACAUCUUGGGGAAUCCGAGGUAGAGAGCAUUCUGGGGAAAAACCACAGGGGUUAGCGCUGAAAAUCGACGUCUUUAGGAAACACAUCUGUGACGGCCGCUCAAAUCCCGGC